Messenger RNA from Eimeria mitis, 210 nucleotides. RefSeq lists its product as uncharacterized. Bases 1 to 210 code for a protein of 69 amino acids. The transcript has a single exon. Lineage: Eukaryota; Apicomplexa; Conoidasida; Eucoccidiorida; Eimeriidae. The record is from RefSeq and is a predicted model, not a curated record.
AUGCCUUUACAGCAGCUGCAGCAGCUCCAGCAGCAACAGGAACUCAACUGUGUGCUCCUGUUGGUGCUGGUGGCGCUGCUGCUCCUGCUGGAGUUUCUGCUGCGGCGGCUGAGCACUGUCUAUACAGGAGAGACAGAGGAGAACUGUAGCCGCAGCCGCAGGGAGCAGCAGCAACAGCAGCAACAGCAGCAGCAGCAGCCCUCCCCCUAA